AUGUUACUGAUUUCUCUUAUAUGUGCUGAAGUUAUCGAAAUGAAAUUGAUAACAGGCAGAAAGAGAUCUAAAGUAUGCUCUAGAUAUAACUCAGAUUUCUAUGCAAAGUGGGGUCAAAAGAACUUUGAUUAUUUCCCUUUUGGUUAUCCUCCGAAAGAUCAAUGUUCCAUCCCAAAAUACAACAAAACUGAAGAUGACAAAAAAGGUAUUAAAACUUAUAACUUCGUUCGCUGGAUUACCGGGCUUAAUGAUAAUAUUUUUAUCAAUGAUACGUUCCAUGAUACGCAAUGCGCUUGCGCAUUAUACUGCUAUUACAAUGGUCUUCAUCACGAACCAUCUGAAUCUACGAAAUGCUACUCCACAAACGCUUCAAUUGGAUGCGGUACUUCAAACUUAGCAGGUGGAUCUGCAUCUUCAGCAGCUGCGAUAUUAGGAUAUUAUUACGAUUAUGGUGAUCCAAAUCCUGGCCAUAGAUUAUGGCUUCUCAGUAGAUCAAUGAAGCAAACAUCUUUCUGUGGCGUUGGUGGUGCCAGUGCACUUAAAACAUUCGGAAUGGCAACAUUAGAUAAACCGCAUGAAAUUGAUUUUGUAGCUUCUCCUCCUCCAGGUCCAGUUCCACCAGAACUUAUUCCUGCAGAUAACGGUGUAAUGUGGACAUUCUGGGGUAGAAACAUGUCAACUACACUCCCUAAGGUUACAGUUAAACAAAACGGAACUGCCGUUCCAAUUGUUACAGCACCUUACUUUUGA
Trichomonas vaginalis G3 is the source of this 750-nucleotide messenger RNA. Its product is annotated as cysteine-rich secretory protein family. Bases 1 to 750 code for a protein of 249 amino acids. The record is from RefSeq and is a predicted model, not a curated record. Lineage: Eukaryota; Parabasalia; Trichomonadida; Trichomonadidae. The transcript has a single exon.